GAUCGGAAGAUGAGCCGGGACGAAAUGCAGUUAAGAGAUAGGUUGCUGAUGCUCUCGGAUCCCCACAAGCCAUUCAAUGUUAAAAGGAAACCGACGCUCACCAAACAGCCCUCUUCCAAAUCGGGGCCGAAGCUUAGCGUUCAGGACUUCGUCCGUAUGGAUCCGGGAUAUACUCCAGAUAUCGAACAUCUAGUGUUUCCGAUGAGAAAAAGAAACCCUCAGCAAGUGGCCCCAAUUAAUCCGGCUCCUUCGAGGACCAGGUCCCGGUUGGCAGAAAUGUUCGCUCUCAGCAGGCACUUACAGCAGAAGUCGUCGACCGACAAGGAUUCCAAAAGGAGUUCAGUAGUAAGUAGAAGCGUCGACAGCAUUCUGGACUCGACAUCGCCGUUGAGGAACUCCCGGGCCGUGACUUCAGAAACAGCCCGACGUUGGGUCUCCAGCGUUGAGGAGUCUGUGUCGUCGGCACCUAUGGAGUCGCAUAAAUCCGCUGCAACCGCGUCUCAUCCUUCCAGCAGGCAAAACUCCACUAGGGUCAGUCCGGCUGCAGAGCAAGAUAACAGGGGUCCCAAUGUUUCCAUUCUCCAUCUACGAAGUGCCACGGAGCCAUGGGAAACCACCACCACGUCUACUUUUUCGUCGAGCACGACUCAUACUGCCAAAAGUUACUUCUCGAGAGGUCCAGCAUCCAGUCUACCACCUCUGACCAAACAUCAAUCACUGGUCGGUCCUAGUGGUGCGUACAAAUGGCAAAAUUCACCAAGUUUUCAUACCACGGCGGAAGUUAACUCUCCGGAGAUGUUCGUCGGACUUGCCAAGAGAGAGCUCUCACCGGUUCGAUGGCAUGAUCGAGAAGUAGAUGGAGUAUACCUCAACAAGUCUGGCUGGGUCCAAGUAGAACAACGAUCUCUUGACGAAAGUAAACGGCUGAGUACUGCUGAUUUAACGAAAAUACCUCCAAAACGAGCGCCGGGCAAACUCACCGAUUAUCACUUCAACAGCGAGCCAGGCUCCGAACGACCUUCUGUGCUAAGUUUCCAAUCAACCGAGUAUAUUCGAAAAAGUGCCUCACCUUCACCACCCCUAGAAUCCCCAUCUAUAACACCCAUCAUAUCUCCACCUCCAGCCUUCCAGGAUAAGGUUGAAAAAGGUCUUAUCAAGAGGAGUAGGACGUUUUUUGGAAAAACUCCUUUUCUGCCUCGAUCGAAUGCUAUUGAAGACAGCGAUGCGAGUCCCCCUUCCACACCACAGUGGAAGAAAACAGGGAAGAUUCCACCAUCUCCUCUAUGGAAUCCAAGCGGAAAACCUAUCCCGUCUCCACAAUGGAAGUUAGAUAAAAUGGGUAAAUCCACACCUUCAUCUUUACGAAACACGCGCGAUAAAUCACCUUCUUCUCCCAAAUGGAAAUCGACAGACAACGGCCCACCUUCGCCACUUUGGAACUCUAGAAAAUCACCACCACCUUCACCUCUUUGGGCCGGUAGGAAAAAGUCGCCUCCGUCACCACUUUGGAGCCAAAACAGAAAGUCACCACCUUCUCCCUUGUGGAACACCAGCGGUAAGUCGCCGCCGUCUCCGCAAUGGAAAAUCAGCCCGCAAUCGACGCAAUCCCUAAAACCUGCCUCUGUCAGUACGUCUGUGUCUCCGGUAAUAGAGAAACCUCCUAGAAAUAUGAACAGAAUGCCUCAGACUAAAUCUUUGGAGGAUACGACUACCGGAAGAAGAUCACUGUUCCUACAGCAUUACAAAGGCUCCUCUUCUUCGUCUUCUUCCUCCAUGGGAUUUCGAAGUCUGGACAGCAGCUUUAACCGACCAGGCAACAUAAUGCCUCGCCUUUCCGAAAACACAGACUCCUCAAUCGAUCACUACCAAGAUGCAGACGAGGAAGAUAACAACAGCUCCUCGAUUAAUAUCAGCAUGCUGCCAAUAACAAGAACGACAUCUACUCGUGAAAGGGAAAAGCUUGCAACUACUAGAGAAAAGGCUGUCUCGCUGCAGAAUCGAGAACGCGAGCGGGAAAAAUCAACUGCGAAUCAAGUCAGGUCUGACAGGAUUUCACCUUCGGGAAGAACGAAUCGAUUGAUCCACCACAGGUCUCAAUUGAAGAGAUCUCCAGCUGGGUCGGAUAAAACGGUGAAUAGCUCAUCGAGUAGCAGCGAUGAGUUUGUUUCGAAAUCACCACCUGGUCCAUCGGCGCAACAAGCUGCUAGAAGAACUGUUACCGGGAGGACGGCGUAUCAACCUCCAAGAAAUACUGUACAAGAUGAUGCUACCGGUAGAGUCAGAAGAUCAAGGAGUCUACAACUUCCAGAGAAAAAGCCGCAAACUUUCAGCAGAGAUGUUCAAACGGUCCAAUCCAGAAUAUCCCCCCAACAUCCAGAGCCACAUCGGACCAUUGUUAAAAUUAUUAACGCCGGAGAAAGACCAAAAAAACAUACGCAAAAUCAAGCUCAAUCUUUGCCACAUUCCUUGGAAGGAGAAGAAAUCAGCGAGGAUAUGCUUAGGGAAGCAGAAGUUGUCACAGGGUUUGUAUAUGGUAACAGAUCACGUGCGGCAGCCCAAGCUCUUAUUAAUCACAGAUUCAACAGUACCAGUUUCAGUAAGGAAGAAAAGAGCAAAGCUUCAAAGCCUGUUAUAAAUAACGGUGUUACAGUGUACUAUGUGGGAAAUUCGAAGAAAGAUUCGCAAAAAGUGUUGGUGCGCGGAGCAACUAGUCCCAUUCUGAGCAGUUUUGAAAGCAGGUCUGAAUAUAAGGAUAUGUGUUCCAUCGAUACGUGCAGUUUUUGGCCUCAUUGUUCACACAGGGACACUAGCAACGUCAUCAGACCCUCCCACAGUUAUCCAACUCAUCAGAGAUCUCUGGAUUCUUCGAGGGCUCCUCCGUUGGAAAGAAAAACGCAAGACCAACACAAGCGACGUUUAGCACUAGAAAUGGAACGCAGAAAACAACAACAGAGCUGUAUUGUUGCCAACGAAUUACACGAAAGGAAUAUUGCAAGUGAAAGACGCACCAGUCCGAACAAAGCCACAAAACGCGAUCAAACCGACAGUCGAAAAACUUCGCCGAUAAAUCCAAAAAGCCGUACUCCGACGUUCGGCACGGUCAGCGGUUCUUCGUCCGGUAGUGACGCCUGGAUAACAGCUUCAACUUCGUUUAGAAAUAGUGUCAAAAGCUCCGGAACUUCGUUACCGCGGGACGAAACGUCUGACGACGGUACUAAAGUGCGCGAAACUAUCGUGACGCGUCCAGGUAGUGCGCCGUCUGACGAAAGAGACAAUAACACGCUGGAGAUGCAGCAGCGGUCCAUGUCCUUGCCGAAAUCGUUUUUGUCAGCGAGUUAUCAACCAUCUAGUGGCACCCUUCCGUGGCAAAGGCAUGGAGCCGAAAGUACCGGUUCAUCCCCUGGUUUACCCCGCAAAGUACCCACCCCAGAGCUAUCACACACUGCCCCUGUGACACCGCUCCACGAGAGCCACCGUCGCAGGUCUCCGGUGGGCAGUACUCCGAGCAGACGUCCUAAAGCCACCUCCACCCCUCAACUUUUAGAAGGAUCCAGCUCAGAUAACAAGAACUGGGCUGAAAAUAUUAACCAGUCAAAAUGUCACCCUACUGGUAUAGAAGUCAAAACUUCCGGAACACGCAGGCAAUUAUCAGCUUCAGGCCGCGAAUCGGAGAGCGUCAUCCAAAAAUUCCGCAAAACAUUUUCGCUGCACUUCCACCACCAGCGAAAAUCACCCAAAUCUGCCGGCGAAAAAGAAGACGGCGGCGAUCCGGUCGUUUCGCCGCCUCCUCCAUCCGUCGCCGAUCUGCCGAUGUGCGAUGCGCCCGAAGAGGAGUCAAUGCCCCCUCACGUGCCGCCUCCAUCGGCCACGUGUCCGAUCGAUGCACCGCCGUCUGCUGCCACGUCCCCCACGCCACCUAGGAUUCCCACACUAGAGGACGACGUCGCCGACGGCUCUAGCGGAGAGCAACAAGGCACAGCCGCCUCCAAUUCGGAACACAAAUACAAAUUCGGAGGACUCGUUUGGCGAAACAGCAAAGAAAAGAAAAAACUAACGAAAGCAGCCAGAAACGCAAAAUGUAACAGCGGAGACAGCGGCAUCCAGAUAGAGAUAGUUACGAGUGGCGGGGGCGCCGGUGAUAGUUCCGAAUCCCAUGAUACCGAUCCCCCCGAAGAUACCGACAGUCCCCCCGUUACCAGACGCAGACCCCCCGCUUCCAAAAGAUCAUCCAGACCGUAUUCCGAGCUGCUUAACCAAGUUCUUAUUGAUAAGUUUACGGCUGAUUUAAAACAACGCGCCCACGACAAGCACCAGCAAGUUCGCAGAACCCGUUCUGACUUGGGAGGUCGUCGCAUUUUGAAUUGGGACCGUUCGUUCGGCAGAAUGUUCUCAUCUACUGGUCCUCCAGGUCUUCAAAGCCGGUCGCAGAGUCCCAGAAAAAAACCACCCGAUACUCCGCCAGAUGGAGUUGUGAUGCGAGGAAGGGGACCGUUAGGGAGACGAGGAACUUUAAGGAGAUCUUUGAGCCAACCGUUAGACAUCGAUAAGUUGUCGCCGUUGAUGAGGGCUAAAAGUGGAGGUAUAAAACUAAGCGGAUUCCAUAUGGCCAGCGAUUACGAUCGUCAAGGAACAUCUGACGACGAGAUGAUGUCCGACUCGGAAUCGUCGCUAGCAUCACUAGUCGAAAGAAAAAAAUCCCUAGACAUGGCCAUCGACGAGGAAAUGGUUAUCUUAGCUGAAGCUGUUUUUGAUCACGUGGCCAUCGAAUCUGAAGAACUGGCCUUCCGUGCUGGGGAUGUCAUCGAGGUUCUAGAAACAGCUAAUAGAGACUGGUGGUGGGGUUCAACCAAAGGCAAAUCAGGAUGGUUCCCCGCUCAAUUCGUGCGCUUGAGGGUGAGCCAGGAAGACACCGUAGAAGACUGCCUAGCAGCGAUGGCUUCUGGUGAGCGGAUGCCAUCUCAGAUACGACGUAGAACCAGUAUCUCCCUUUUGUCGAACGACCAAGUCAGGACGAGUGUGGUGCGCGAGUUGGUGCAUACCGAGCGGGACUUCGUUAAAGUGUUACAGGACGUAGUGGAGGGAUAUAUUGCGGAAUGUCAAAAAAGGACCGAUAUGUUUACCAAGGAACACCUAGACGCGAUAUUUAUGAAUUUAGAAGACAUUUUGACUUUUCAGUUAGGGUUUUUAAAAGACUUGGAAGCUUGUAUAGAGUGGGAAGCACCUUAUAAAAGUUGUGUGGGGUCGUGCUUUCUUAAACAUCGUUCUGGAUUCAAAAUGUACUCAGAUUAUUGCAACAGUCAUCCCAUGGCAACCGCGACUCUGCAAGAACUGUAUCAGUUCCAAAACUAUAGCAAAUUCUUCGAGGCAUGUAGGCUGAUGCGAGGCUUGAUAGAAAUUCCCUUGGACGGCUAUCUACUUACUCCCAUCCAAAGGAUCUGCAAAUACCCGUUGCAACUGGCUGAACUUCUGAAAUACACAAAGGCCGACCACGCAGACUAUGAGGAUAUCAAGGAAGCCCUGGAAGCGAUGCGUGGAGUGGCGAUGCUUAUUAACGAGAGGAAGAGAAGGAUGGAAAGCUUGGAGAAGCUGGCAGCAUGGCAACAGAGAGUUGAAGGCUGGGAGGGUGAGGAUCUCAUAGAAGUUAGUUCUCAACUAAUCCAUCAAGGAGAAGUAGUUAAAGUAACGACUGGUAUGUGGACCAAUAAUAUUACCUUAUUUCUCUUUGAUCACCAGAUUGUAUAUUGUAAAAAGGAUAUUCUUAAAAGAAGUAUAUAUGUGUAUAAAGGAAGAUUUUGUUUAGAUACUAGUGAAGUAAUUGAUGUACCUGAUGGAAAAGAUGCUCACCUAGGAGUCACCGUACGCCACGCCAUAAAAUUGUAUAGUCUAGUCCGUGAUAAAUGGUUACUGUUCUGUUGCCGGUCUUCUAACGAUAAGCAAAGGUGGCUCCGAAUGUUCGCAGAGGAACGAAGACUAGUAGCUCAAGACAAAGAUGAUGGACUAGACUUUCCGCCGUCGACAAGGCAUCUAGCCAGGAUAUCAGCCAGAUCGAAAAGGAGGCCUCCAAGAAAGCCUAGAACUGGUAAAAACUUCAAGCACGAUUCAGGUUAUAUGGGAUCAACUCUUCAAUUAAAUUCCACUUCAAAUAAUUCAUUAGGAAGAAAAGUAGGCACGUGGUUUACAUUUUCGAAUAAGAAGACGAGGCAUCAGCAUUCUGCAGAUGUUUCCUGAGAUCCGACUACUUUACUGUAAUGCCAGGCAGUUCGUCUUCCCUACCAAAACUCCAGUUGACUCGACACGAGACUGUAUUACAGUAAAAUGGUUACAUUGUUUGUAAAUAAAAUGUUGGCUUCGGUUUAUUAUAAUAUUAUAAGCAA
This is a messenger RNA of Diabrotica virgifera virgifera (western corn rootworm), 6374 nucleotides long. RefSeq names its product serine-rich adhesin for platelets (gene RhoGEF3). Bases 10 to 6228 code for a protein of 2072 amino acids. NCBI's taxonomy places the organism in Eukaryota, Metazoa, Arthropoda, Insecta, Coleoptera, Chrysomelidae. Gene Ontology annotation, cellular component: cytoplasm. The record is from RefSeq and is a predicted model, not a curated record. The transcript has 26 exons. Gene Ontology annotation, biological process: intracellular signal transduction. Gene Ontology annotation, molecular function: protein binding; guanyl-nucleotide exchange factor activity.